AUGGAUAAAGAAAGGGACUUGCUUGAUUUAGUAUUUUCUUGGUCCCUCGAAGACAUUUUCAAUGAAGAUCUUUUCAAAAGCCAGAUGGAAAAGGUUCCACAAUCAUUUGAGUCUGUCCAGAACUAUCUGGGAUCAUUUGUUUGCCCAUUGUUGGAAGAGAUACGGGCAGAAUUAUCUUCGACUAUGGAGGCUAUAUCCAGUGCACCUUUUGCUCAAAUCAUCUCUCUAAAUGAAUACAAACCAUAUCCUACAGCAUCAUUAUUAUAUGAUGUUGAGGUUGGUUUUUGGAGAAAUGGAGGAUCAAGUCGUCAUGGGAAGGAGCCUUACAGAGCUCUUCCCAGUGACAUAUUUGUUUUCACACAAGCCAAGCCUGAAUCUGUUUCUGAUUUGCAACGGUCAGGAAGUGAAUGGGCUUUUGGCACCAUCACUAAAAUAUCUGGGGGGGAUAACAAAAGAAAUGACAUUGCAGCUGCUACCCAUUUCAAUGUUAAAGCAUCCAAGGACCUUAUUAAUAUCAAUGAUGGGAGGAAUUGCAAGGCCUAUAUGAUUUUCUUGAUGAAUAUAACAACUAGCAAAAGAAUAUGGACUGCAUUGCAUAAGGCAGGAAAUGUGGAGGUUAUCAAGAGACUUUUGUGCACUGAGACUCUGGUUGAAGAAAUUUGUAAUCUGUGUCCCAUAGAAAGGAACCAGAUUUUGGAAGAAAAAUUGUUAUGUUUGUCAUCUGAGUUGAAUGAGUCCCAAUACAAGGCAGUAGUCAGUUCUGUACGGAAAAUGCAGUGUGACCACAAGUCUAAUUCAGAACUCAUUUGGGGGCCACCUGGGACUGGAAAAACUAGAACUCUCAGCAUGUUGCUGUGUACCCUCAUUCGUUUGAAAUGUAGGACUCUUAUAUGUGCACCAACAAAUGUGGCAAUCACAGAAGUGGCCUCUCGUACUCUGAAAGUAAUGAGAGAGUCACUAGAGACAGGUUGUGGAAAGGAUGGUUUGUUUUUCCCUUUGGGAGAUAUUUUGUUAUUUGGUAACAAGGAAAAAUUGAAACUUACUCCAGAUCUCCAGGAAGUGUAUUUGGAUUAUCGUGUUGAAAAGCUUGCUGAGUGCUUUGGAUCAGUAGCUGGUUGGAAGGAUUGCUUCACUUCAAUGAUUGAUUUUCUUGAAGGUUGUGUUUCUCAGUAUGAAGCUUUCUGUGUUGAUCAAUCAAUCAAUGAGAAAUGCUGCGAAGGAAGCGAAGAUAGGAAUGUGAUGAGUAAAUCAUUUCUUCAGUUUUUGAGAGACCAAUUUGGGUCUUCUGCUAUUCCACUCAGAAGAUGUGUGUCUGCUCUCUGCACUCAUUUGCCCUUAAAUUUCAUUCAGGAAUUUAAUUUCCACAGCAUGGUGUCACUUAUUGAUUCACUUGAUUCAUUGGAGAAACUGUUGGACCAGAAAGAUACAAGUUUUGAAGAACUGAAGGAGCUUUUUACUGAGUCAGAAUCCAUUGAUGCUUUUGAGUGCAGCUUUUUAUACUUUAGAAGGAAAUGCAUUUCUGCUCUAAGAACUAUACAUUGUUCACUCAAUGAACUUAAACUUCCAAGUGAUAUGAACAAAGAGUCAGUAGUGAAUUUUUGUUUUCAAAAGGCUUCAUUAGUUUUGUGCACCGUUUCAAAUUCAUACAAGCUGCAUUCAGCUGAAAUGGAGCCACUGCGCUUGUUGGUAAUUGAUGAGGCGGCCCAAAUAAAAGAAUGUGAUUCAAUUAUACCCCUAACACUCCCUGGAAUAAAGCAUAUCAUUCUCUUUGGCGAUGAAUGCCAGUUGCCGGCAAUGCUUCGUAGUAAUGUUUCCCAGGAAGCAGGUUUUGGAAGAAGUUUGUUUGAGAGGUUGACCCUCUCGGGUCAUUCAAAGCAACUUCUAAAUAUCCAAUACCGAAUGCAUCCAUCAAUAAGCUGUUUCCCCAAUUCCAAAUUUUACCAAAAUAAGGUCAUGGAUUCUGCAAAUGUGAAGAGCCAAAAGUAUACAAAAUGCUUCCUUCCAGGGCCAAUGUUUGGCCCUUUUUCUUUCAUAAACAUCUCUUGCGGUAGAGAGAUGCUUGAUGAUCAGCGCAGUCGGAAAAACAUGGUAGAAGUGGCAGUUGUUUUGAAAAUAUUGCAUUUGCUUUCUGAAGCAUGCACUGCUUCAAAGAAGAAGCUUAGCGUUGGUAUAGUAUCCCCCUAUUCUGCUCAAAUUGCUGAAAUUCAACAGAGGUUGGGCCGGAAAUAUGAGAAGCAUGAUAACUUUGUUGUGAAUGUGAAAUCUAUAGAUGGGUGUCAGGGUGGGGAGGAAGAUGUUGUAGUAAUAUCAACUGUAAGAUCCUCUGGUAGAGGAUCAAAUAUUGGUUUCAUCUCCAGUCCUCGAAGAAUUAAUGUUGCUUUGACAAGGGCUAGGCAUUGUCUUUGGAUUUUGGGCAAUGAAACAAUGCUGAGUAAUAGUGGAUCUGUGUGGGAUGAACUUAUCUCUGAUGCCAAGGUUCGCCAGUGUUUUUUUAAUGCUGAUGAACAUAAGGAUUUUGAAAAAGUCAUCUUAGAAGUCAAAAAAGAGCUCGAUGAACUGGAUGAUUUCCUUAAUGGGAAUAGCAUGCUGUUCAAGGGUGCCAGGUGGAAGCUGUUGAAAUAUCAGUAA
This is a messenger RNA of Camellia sinensis, 2628 nucleotides long. The record is from RefSeq and is a predicted model, not a curated record. NCBI's taxonomy places the organism in Eukaryota, Viridiplantae, Streptophyta, Magnoliopsida, Ericales, Theaceae.